Messenger RNA from Anthostomella pinea, 1545 nucleotides. The record is from the annotation of a GenBank genome assembly. NCBI's taxonomy places the organism in Eukaryota, Fungi, Ascomycota, Sordariomycetes, Xylariales, Xylariaceae.
AUGGCUACGGCAUCUGGGGCGGCGGCGGGAACACGUAUCGCGAUCGCGCAAGUCGCGCUGCUGCCCCAAAGGCCUGUUUCGAGGUUCCGCGCAAGUGCCUGUCCCCCUCUACCUCCAAGAUCAGUUCGGAGCAGCAGAUGUCCUUCGAGUGGUUCCGAAACCGCUGCACCAUCAAUUUCCCGGGCGCUUUCAUCUCGCCAUUCUGGCACACUCCUGUUCCAGGCGUCCGCUGUUGAGCCCGCUGUGUUACACGCCGUGCUGGCUUUGAGCUCAGCGCACCAGAAAGAGAGCUAUGAGCAUAACAGCAGCCCUGCGGACAGCUCACACUCCUUGUGCCCGCGGGAGAGGUUCAUGUUGCUGGAAUACACGGAGGCAAUCCAGCAUCUCCAGCCACAUUUCUCGAGCCAGUCUCAGAGUGCCGUCCGCGUAGCUUUGGCUACUUGCGCAGUUUUCACAUCCUUGGAGAUGUUCCUCCGCCAUUAUAAAACCGGCAUUGCUCACCUUCACAGUGGGCUAAAGCUUCUCCAGUUCCAUACGCGCUAUGGAAUGGGUGACAAAGAGACUGUUGUCUUGAAACCUUCGCGCGGAUACAUCGACGAUUGGAUCAUGGAAAUAUUCGUCAAAUUACACGUUCAGGCAGCGCUAUUCGGUCAGAGUCCUGCGUCACUCUACACUGGCUUACCGCUUUUCCCCUACGAGCCCUUGCCGUCGAGAUUCCAUUCUUCUUAUCAAGCUAGUCUCUACCUUAAUCGAGUACUGGGUGGAAUCUUACAUUUGCAAGAGCAGUGCUGUAUGCAGGAGAGGCAAGAUGGCCAACCCCUGUCUACUGAUUUAUACCAUAGCCAUCGGCUGCUUCAAGCGGAACAUGCUUCAUGGCUGGAAGCAUACAAAUGGUCAAAAUCCAGCCCAGACGAUAGGAUCUCCAUUCGAGAAGCAUUCGCCUACAGGAUCCUGCGAGCCUACCACACCGCUGCUGCUAUUAUGAUCAGCACGUGUCUCUCGCCAACAUCUGAAACCAGAUUCGACGCCCAUGCCGACGUAUUCUUAAGAUUACUGACCCAGCUGGUCGAGAUGUGGAAGGUGACGUGUAAGGGCCCCGUCUGGCACGACCGAAUAAUGGCCCCAUUACCUCCGAAAAUAUACUGGGCCGUUGCCGACAAGGGCUGGCUACCUCUGCUCUACUAUACGGCUCUCAAAUGUCGGAACCAUCGACUCAGGGUGCACGCCAUCAAGCUUAUGGGCGCUCUCCCUUAUAGAGAAGGAAUCUGGAAUGGAGCACUGCUUAUUCCCAUCGCGCGAGAAGUAGUGAGGAUCGAGGAGAGAGACUUUUACGACGGCACGGAACUCGACGAUGACUUUCACUGCGGGAGUGUGCCCGAAAAGCGUGAACUAUGCGCGCAGCCGUUGCCCGAGGCGAAUCGGCUUAAUGGCGUCCAGAUUGCUCUGCCGGACCACGCUAUGGGCAAGGUCACGCUGAAAUGUAGACGGCGCCAUGAAGACGGUAGUUGGCUUUUCUUUCUGAGAGUGUACGAUCCCGUCACCUAG